Molecule: messenger RNA, 1961 nt
Organism: Physcomitrium patens
Lineage: Eukaryota; Viridiplantae; Streptophyta; Bryopsida; Funariales; Funariaceae
Product: protein LIKE COV 1
Cellular component (GO): Golgi apparatus
Source: RefSeq, a predicted model, not a curated record
AACAGGCCCUGCUCGCAAUCCUCGGGCAGGGCCAGGAGCAGGUGAGAAACAAUUUCGAACGAAAGAGUCGUUGGCCAAUCUUGUUGCGAGAUGGCUGCGGAAGUACACUCACUCGCUUGCUCACUUACUUACACACGACGACGACGACGAUGAAGGUGGGCUAUGGUGGCCUUGAAUGAUCACUCACUCACUCACUUACUCAUUCCAUAAUCAGCUUCACCAUGGCAUUGAAGAAGGCUCACUCAUAGCCAGCCCUACACUCCCCUUCGGUUACCUACACUGGCGCUGCGUUCUGAACUCUACACAUUCAUCGGUUGAUGCUUCGGAUCGCGGUCGAGCUCUGUUUUUUUCUGUUUUCUUUUUUUGCUCCUUAGGGUUUGCGAGUUGCAGGAAGCUUGUUACAGGUGUUGUGAGUUGAUGAUCGAGGGGAAGCGUAUGAGGACGGGUUUUGGUGAAAGUUAGUGGAGACCAUGACGACUGCGUUGGCGGUGUUGUGGAGUUGUGAGAAGUGGGCUGGAGCACAGGAAGCAGGGGAGUGGAUUAUGUAUGGGGAGGCGAGGGUGAGGAUGGAGUAGGGGAGUUACUUAUAGCAGACCGGACUGAGUUCAGCGUACGUCGACACGAUAGGGAAGGUCGUUGUUAUGACCAUGGGCGAGGAGAAAGCUUCGCCGUCGCGGUCGGGAGGGGUUGACAGGGAGAUGCUCAUGGCCGGACAUUGUAAUGACAUGGAGGAUCCUCCGAAGACUAGUCAGUCUUCACCUUCCGCUUAUCAUUCAGGCAGAGAGGCCUUUUAUGGUUUUCUUUCAAGCUGGGCAUCGAAAAAGUUCAUGAGCGGCUGUGUGAUUUUGUCGCCGAUUACGGUGACAUUCUAUACUACGUGGUGGUUUAUCUUGUUCUUCGAUAGCUUCUUUUCUCCAGUUUAUGACUAUCUUGGCAUGCAUGUGUUUGGACUUGGAUUUGUGACGUCCUUUGUAUUUAUAUUUUUGGUGGGAGUAUUUGGAGCAUCGUGGAUUGGAUCAUCCGUGAUAAUGGUGGGCGAAUGGUUCAUCAAGCGAAUGCCUCUUGUGAAGCAUAUUUAUUCGGCCUCGAAGCAGAUCAGUGCUGCUAUCUCUCCUGAUCAACAUACACAAGCAUUCAAAGAAGUUGCUAUCAUUCCUCAUCCUAGAGUUGGAGAGUACGCAUUUGGGUUUAUUACAUCCACUCUUAUUCUUCAGAACGAUUCAGGAGAUGAGGAACUUUGCAGCAUAUAUGUACCUACCAAUCACCUUUACAUCGGCGACAUUUUUCUUGUGAGUUCGAAGGAUGUGAUCCGACCAAGCUUGUCUGUGCGGGAGGGAAUCGAGAUAGUGGUGUCAGGAGGAAUGUCGAUGCCUCAAGUAAUCACGCCGAUUUCAUCUCCAACAAAUCGAAUUAUCGUAUCAAGGUGAAGUGCUAGCAUGUCCACUUCCUGGGUGGAGUGUGUAGCUCCUGAAACGCUCUGUGGCUCACAAGCGAAAGCUCUCAACCUACGGUUAGAAUUGUCAUUUUAAGAAAAGCAAGAUGAGAGGUAGGAUGGGCAUUCCCUGCUUUUCCAAUUUUUAUUUUUUUAUUAUUGGAUUUUCGGAUAUUUGGGGGUUCGCUUGAUCAAGCUAUCUUAUAUUUUUGCAUACAAGACGCAUCUCUAUUAGUAGGUGGUGUUCGCCCGUAUACAGUAGUGCUACAAUCUAACUAGCUCGAUGGAGCAACCUGGGUAUGUUUCAAUUUCACCUUUGUAGGCUCUUUCUUCAGGUGUACAAGCAGCACUUUGUGUCACAUCUAUCCCUUGGUUUGCACUUAUGGCCAGGGGUUUUCCUUGAACAAUUUCAACAGUCUGUAAAUGUUGGAGCAGGGAUCGUGAAGCACUACUACCGGAAUUUGCUAUGCAAAAACCUGCUGUUAAAUAAUCAGUUUGAUUGAGAACUUUCUCUUUUCUUCAGUUUGGU